CUCCUUCAGAUCGCCGAAAAUGCCGUUCAAGAGGUUCUUGGAGAUUGGAAGGGUAGCCUUAAUCAACUACGGAAAGGAAUAUGGCAAGUUGGUCAUUAUCAUCGACGUCAUCUCCCAAAACAGGGCUCUUGUUGAUGCUCCCGACAUGGGGAGGAGCAAAAUUAACUUCAAGAGACUUUCACUCACAGAUAUCAAAAUUGACAUCAAAAGAAUCCCAAAGAAGAAGACCUUGGUUGAGGCUAUGGAAGCUGCUGAUGUGAAGACCAAGUGGGAGAACAGUUCUUGGGGAAGGAAGUUGAUAAUGCAGAAGAGGAGCGCUGCACUUAAUGAUUUUGACAGGUUCAAGCUUAUGUUAGCAAAGAUUAAGAGGGCCGGAGUUGUGAGACAUGAGCUUGCAACGCUUAAGAAGACUGCUUCUUAA
Nicotiana tabacum (common tobacco) is the source of this 421-nucleotide messenger RNA. RefSeq names its product large ribosomal subunit protein eL14-like. Gene Ontology annotation, cellular component: ribosome; cytosolic large ribosomal subunit. Gene Ontology annotation, molecular function: structural constituent of ribosome; RNA binding. Gene Ontology annotation, biological process: ribosomal large subunit biogenesis; translation. The record is from RefSeq and is a predicted model, not a curated record. Lineage: Eukaryota; Viridiplantae; Streptophyta; Magnoliopsida; Solanales; Solanaceae.